This is a messenger RNA of Scylla paramamosain (green mud crab), 672 nucleotides long. Its product is annotated as four-domain proteases inhibitor-like. The record is from RefSeq and is a predicted model, not a curated record. The transcript is spliced from 3 exons. Lineage: Eukaryota; Metazoa; Arthropoda; Malacostraca; Decapoda; Portunidae. The annotation marks the transcript as partial. Gene Ontology annotation, molecular function: protein binding.
ACUCUUCUAGGACACGCCUCUCCUCCGUGUGACCGCCCCUGCCCGGGAACGUUUGAGCCCGUGUGUGGCACCGACGAGAACACUUACCGCAAUCUCUGUGUCUUUAACAAUGCCAGAUGUAAGGACAGAAGCCUCAAAAUAAAAAAAGAGGGGAUAUGUGGACAUGCCCUGCCUCCAUGUGACCGCUCCUGCUUCGAAAUAUAUAAGCCUGUGUGUGGCACAGACGACAAGACUUACGAUAACGAGUGCUACUUUGAGAUUGCCAAAUGUAAGGACCCAAGCCUAGAAAUCAAACAUGACGGGCAAUGUGAUGAUGGGUGUCCCGUUUUCUGUCCCCUGUAUGUGGACCCCGUGUGUGGCACUGACGGGAAGACCUACGGAAACUACUGCCAACUCGCUGCUCGGGCAAAGUGUGAAGAUCCCACCCUGAAAGAGGCCUACCCAGGGCGAUGCAGAGAUGGCACGAACUGGUAGCACCCAGAAGGACCCCAGACUAACCCACAACGAAAGCAGAUGGACCCACGCUAGGACCCAUGUUAUGACCCAACGCACAUUCAUUUUUCAUUCUUUUUCUUAUGUUGUUCUAUGCAAUGUUCAAAUGACAUAAAAUUAACUAAUGCAUGCUUGUAAAAUAUAGUACUUCUUUUGAUGCAAGUAAAGUAACGGCAACCA